Branchiostoma floridae (Florida lancelet) is the source of this 6663-nucleotide messenger RNA. RefSeq names its product semaphorin-1A-like. Gene Ontology annotation, biological process: negative regulation of axon extension involved in axon guidance; negative chemotaxis; neural crest cell migration. The coding region runs from base 697 to 3624 and encodes 975 amino acids. The record is from RefSeq and is a predicted model, not a curated record. Lineage: Eukaryota; Metazoa; Chordata; Leptocardii; Amphioxiformes; Branchiostomatidae. Gene Ontology annotation, molecular function: semaphorin receptor binding; chemorepellent activity. The transcript is spliced from 19 exons.
GUCGCCUCAGUGCCAUCGUAAAUUUAGCAGGGGACACCAGGUUGUGCUGAUGUCAUGUAGUUAGACGUAUUACCGGUUAGGUGAAAUCAUCUCUGUAAAUACUACCCUGCAAAGCCUGUCAGUAAGGUCACCUAAUGAGCAUCGUGCUAGGUCUAUUCUUUGAUUCCCCCAUGUACAAGCUACCUUUCACACCAAGAGGAAGCCUUUAAUUGAAUCGACAACGGCAACGAAACUGCACAUAAAUGUGCAUUCGCCGUUUCCAGAUCGUUUUAAACCGCUGCUUGGAUCACAGACGACGACAGGGAUCGCUGGGUGUUGUCAUGAAGAUUUGCUGACCCAUAGGUGCCAGCGUGACACCUGUUUUGUAUCCGUUGUGCAGCAAAGCGACCACUUGUAGUAAGUUGUACCCCUGGCUGACAUGUGCUGAUAAAAGGCAGCAAGGAUCAGCUCUAUCUCUCUCCAAGACCCAAAGGAAGUGUUCUUCACAACUUGUCAACACAUAUCAUAAUAUGUUCCGGCAACAAUAAACAAGAUGUGCAUGGAUGGAACCCCGGCGGUGGAAAUAUUGAAAUUUUGCUGACACCUCGGAGAAUCCCGGAAGCAGUUCGCAGCCCAGCUGCAGUCUAGUCUAAGUCCUGCCAUAUACGGUCCUUCCUGCAUUGUCAAGGUGGACAGGUUGAUAGCUAAAUUGUUAUAAUGUACCAGCCGACACAUAACACAGACCAGAGCGCCAAGAUGCGGAGGAUACUGCCUUGCAGAACUGUUUUGCAGAUCCUGGUGUUGUUUUGCCUCGGACAUGUCUCAGCACAAAUCACGGACACGAGACCGCUAUGGGUGACAGAAGAUUUGGGCCCCGAUAUGAAGUCGUUCUCGGACAGCAUGCAGCCUUUAGACUACCACGAACUUCUCCUGGACGAGCAACGGGAUCUGAUCUACAUCGGCGCGCGGGGGCGCAUCUACUCCAGACGACUCAGCAACCUGGGACAGCCCACACAGCAGAAUAUCCAAGAGUCUCUCCAGUGGGAAUCCUUAGAGCAGGACAAGGACCUCUGUGGGUUCAAGGGCAAGGACAAGGAGAAAGAGUGUCACAACUUUAUCCGGGUUCUGCUGUUUGCUGGGCAGGAUUCUCUCUUUGUCUGUGGAACCAAUGCAGCCGACCCGAAGUGUGCCUACGUACCACGUAAUCUGGCUAUUACUGUUGAAGAGCUGCGCAGAAGGAGUGCACCAGGAAACAGCAUCUGCCCGUUCGACCCCAAGCAGAGAGCUACAGCUACAUUUGUUGGUGAUGCCCUGUUCUCGGCAGAGUUCUCAGACUUCACGGCCAGCCUUCCCCUGAUCUCCCGCCGACCAGCCAACCUCACCAGCACAGUACCUCGUGUUCUCACCACCGUUAAGGACAGGGACUCCAAAUGGUUCAAUGAGCCAGAGUUUGUGUCUGUGUAUGCACCCCCCAACCCUCCCACUCCCCUGGAUGAGAAGGUGUACUUCUUCUUCCGGGAGGUUGCAGUGGAACAUGCCAUCGUGGGCAGGGCCGUGUACUCCAGGGUAGCACAGGUCUGCAAGAAUGACCAGGGAGGCACCACCCACUACCUGGGCGGGUUUUUCACCACCUUCCUGAAGGCCAGGAUCGACUGCUCCAUCCCUGGAAAUGUGCCUUUCUACUUUGAUGAAAUACAGGGCACAUUUGUUUUUGAUGAAGGUGGCAGAGAAGUAAUAUAUGGAGUCUUCACAACACCAGAGAACAGCGUGUUAGGCUCUGCUGUCUGUGUGUACAGCAUCUCUGACAUCCGCCAGCUGUUCUCCAUGGGACAGUUCAAGAGGAAGAUGGCCGACUCCUUAGCGUGGACCAGGGUCAUGCAGAGCGAGGUGCCGGACCCACGACCUGGAAAGUGCCUGAGGUGUAACAGCACCUGUGACCAGUACGAGGACACCUACAAGUUUGCGCGCUCCACACCCCUGAUGGACCCCUCGCUGAGGCAGCUGCCCGAGCAGGAGGGGCAGCCCCUGCUCAGCAAACUGGGCGUCCGCUUCACCCAGCUCGUCGUGCACCGAACCCGCACAUCCAAUGGCAUCUUCAACGUGCUCUUCAUUGGGACAGACAACGGCACCCUGUACAAGUCAGUGGAGCAGGUGGUGAGCAACCCGUCGGGACCCAGGAGUGCUCAGCUCGUGCAACAGAUCAACGUCUUUCCGGCAACCCAGGAAAAAAUAACAACACUGAAGCUGUCAAAGGAAAAGAAAGCCAUCUACAUCGGCUCCAACUCCGGAGUGCGCAUGCUGCCCCUGCACAACUGUGGGGCGUACACGUCGUGCGUGGCCUGUGUGUCGGCCAGGGAUCCUUACUGUGGCUGGAGCAGGUCUCAGGCCAGGUGCACUGCUGUGGACAUGGACAGUGACCAGUCAUUGCUCCAGGACGUUCUCAUGGGAGAUGCUCUAAGGCAAGGCUGCAGAUGUGAAGCUGGCUCAGGAUCAAAAAGGCGACGCUGGAGAGGUAACGGUGACUCCCCCAGACCCCAGCACAACGUGACCCACGGGUCGGACCUGUACGUGUCCUGCAGUCCUGAUGACACGGUGGACAUCACUGAUGUACGGUGGACAGGGCCGGACAGCCUGCUGAGCAGGGCGAUCAGGAAGGAUAGUUAUAUCAUUCUCAGACAGGUGGAGACGUCAGGUGAGAUCACCUGUGCCCGUAAGGAGAACGGCUGCGAGAUGACGACGGUCCACAGGAUCAACAUCCAGGUGGAUGAGAACUCCGCCCGCUGUACCUUAGAGAGCGACAUGUGCGUGAACAUGCUCGCCCAACAACAGAAGGCCUGCUGUCUUCUGGAGUCAGCGCAGAACGUCCUGCUCAACUGCAGUGCCAAGAUGACGGUGACAAGCUUCAACAGGCUGCUCCCGAGGGCGUGUCAGGUCAGGGCACCUCUCGGCACCCAGCCCGAGGAUCCCAGCCAGCAGGCCUGCUGUUUGACGUUCGACGAUCUGCCCGUGUCGAAGCCCGCGGCUCGGAACGUGCAGGCGGGUUCAUCCGCGUGGAAGGGCAUCGCUGUCACGCUGAUGGUGCUGAUCAUCUUAGCCAUCCUAGUGGCUCUGUUCCUGAUGUGGAAGAAAAACAAAAUCCAGGUGCCUUGUGAUGGGGAGGACAACAACGUGGAAGAGAAGCCGCACAAGUCCUCGGACAGGAAGUACUUCCCCAAAGGCCCAAGAUGGAGCAUCAAACGUUUGCUCAGUCGGUCGGAGGCGGACGGAACAGACGCAAGGGUAAAGUGGCAGAGGCCUAACGGCACCACACAGGAGACCAUAGAUGAGGAUGACAACGUCUCUAAUGUUGUUGAGGCCAACAAAAACUUCAACGCCUCCAAUAACAAGAUUCCCGAACAGCAAGCCCUGAUGAGGGAACUUAACAGAAGCUUAAAGAGAGCGGACGAUAGCCCACAGGUCGUGAGAGAAAGUCUCAUGCCAAUAGACAACAGUAAGCUAGACGAGUUAGAAGCUAUGGUGGCGUCACUCGACAAAGAAGGGAGUCCAUCCACAAACAGAGACCACUCAAAAGGCCUGGUAUCUUCAGACAGUAUGCACAGCAUCACAUUGGACAUGCCGGACAACGGGGACACGUCAGAGGCAUGAGCGAAAAACUUCACAUCACUAAUAGCAAGCAUCAAGGUCCGAUCUGGCUUCUUAUGGUCAAGCACAAUUUCUUAUAAUGGCAUCCCCAUUGCAAAUGCAAGUUUAACCGGAAUUUGGCAAAAUGGUACACAAUCAUGUAAGGUAUCAUUAUACUACAUGUCUCUGCAUCAUGUGCCGUAAUGUGGUGUUGGGUGUUUGGCCCAGAACUUUGAGGUACUGGAUUCAAGUCUCCUGACAUGAAACUGAUGUCGUGCCUUCAGGAAAGGCACUCUUCAUGACUUUCCUCACUCCACCCAGGUGUAAGAAUGGGCGCCUAGCUUCAGGAGGGAAAAGGCGGUGGAAGGAGAGGAUUGGGCUCCGCCUUAAACUUCCCGGACACAGUGGAUAACAACCCACUGCCUCAUACGGCCACAAAAAGGCUAUGGAACUACAUUUGCCUGACCUUUACACAAUAUAUGCAAAAUAUUAUCCUUCGUGCUAUUUAGUGCAUACUACAUCACUGUUAUACUAGCUGUCCGAAAGCCAGCAACUCUCUCCAGUCUCUGCUUAGAGAGAAUACUGCAACAUUCCAGUGAUGUGGAAACAAGCAAAGUAGGCAAUGAGAUUACUUGUAAAUCAAUUCUUUCACCAAUGCAAUGACUGUAAGUAACAUUCCAUUUGAUAGAAUCACAACCAAUGACUCUAGUUCCAUUUGCUGGUUUUGCGAUUCGAAAAUAAGUACCGGAUGCUGACCUAGCAGAUCAAGUAAUAUGCCUUUUUACUUUGAGUAUGGCAUAACGUACAAAAAAAUCUUUAUUAUCCAUGAUUGUGUUUUAUGUUUCCAUGACAGCUCCUCACUGCCAUACAUGUUUUUAAACAUGUUAGACCUUCAGUAUGCUAAGGUUGCCAUUUGGCACCAAAGCUGUAUUGGCUAUGGGGUUAGGAAGAAGGUUAAGAGGUCAAUUAUAAUAAUUGUGUUUUGUUAGUGUUUUUUUUUUUAAUACAUGUACAAGGGAUGCAUCGAUACUGUAUAUAUAUCGUACUGUCAAAGCAGAGGUUUCGCUCUGGCUGUUUUUUUGUAGGUUUUCAAUUUUGUGUCAUUUUUGUAAUGUCCGCGAGAUUGGCUGGCAGACAUGAAAUAGAAAACCCAACUAAAGCGCCUAAAAUCAAAUCAAAAAAGAGCCAGAGUCAAAACCUGUGCUUAGAGAGUAAAUAUCUGGGUGAGUGCCCAGUGACCACUGAGUGAUGUUUAUGUGAACAUCGUGCUGCUGUGUCUUUUCAUUGCCAUAAGUGAUCAGAUCUUCAUGCCUGGCCAAAUGGUCGGUGUGUACUGUGUGAGAUAUUGUACAAAAACUGUAAAUAUGAUUUAACCAUUUGUUUUGUAAUGAUGAUGAAGUUGUAUGGACGCUUGUAUAGGCUUAUGUAUUGUGAUUAUUGUCAAUUGUUUGAUCAUGAUGAAAUAGACUGCAAGUCCUUGUGAAACUAAAUUACGACACUUAGAUACAACUACUACUGUUCAUGUUUAUGUUUUACAUACAUUGUAUUGGUUAAAUGUAAUCAAAAACUGUUGUGUUGUAUUCUGCUAAUUUCUAGUGUCAUUGGUGUCACACUGGCACUUAAACAUUCCAAACUUAUCACAUUUCCAGUGCACAGAGUGCUGUUAAAGUAACUACCAGCUUUUGAAGUUGUUGUUUUUCCUUUUCCACAGACCGUAAGAUAUCUAGUGCAAUGUAACUCCAUACUGUGGAGAAGCCUCCAGGUGGCUUUAUACUUAUUAUAGCUGUUAGACUUUGCAUAUCAUAACCUAAAUGGUCAUAGAGUCUGGAAUGGUUGAUGAGGCCACAUUAAUGAAAUUCUAUGAUGGCUAAUUUUUAGUUAUUCGCAGCUAAAUUUAAAUUUCUGUAAUCGCUGGUUAUUGUUUGUUUUUCAAAAUGGAGGAAAACAAAAGAAAAACCGGAACGUCAGUUAAAACUUUUUUUUGUAAGCAGAAGACUUUAAAUUUGUUGGUCCUAACGAUAUGUAUUUUGUGGAUGUAAAUCUCUGUAUUUGUAAACUAAUUCAUCUUGUAUUUUGAAAAAAAAUCAAGAAAACACCCCUUUCUUUUAACUCAAGACUUACAUAUCAAGGUGUUGAGGUUUUGGAGGGUGUCAUCCAAAGAAAUUCAUCAUCAUCAUCAUCAUGCCAGGGUGUCUUCACUCAUAAGGAGGAAGCCCUCCCUUGACUGACUCCAGUCUUAAGAAUGGACAAUUCUAUAACAAUGUAGGGUUAGCAUGUUGUAAACAAGAAUGAUUUGGACCACUGGUGAUGGUGGCGUCCUUUGCAGAUUCCUAGUAGUGUGCAUGGGGUUUUAUUUUUUUGCUGGAGCGCUGAUUCACAAUUUUUCACAUGGGCUCAAGUUCUCGAAUGCCGGGAGAGGAAAUUCUGGUGGCCCAAACUCUUCCGGCAAACUUUCUCUCCUGGCAUUAGCUAACCCUAGUUCAUGUUGAAAAUCAUGAAUCAACGCUCCUCCCAGAGAUAAGAACCAGGGCUACAAGUUAGACAUUUGCAGAUGAGGCUAUGGUGAUGGCAGGUUUACAUGAUAUAGCUGUGAUCAUGUGAUAAAAAGAGUUAGCAUAAGAUUAGGUACAUGACAUUACAGUUAAACAAGAAGCUAUUUUAACAUUCAAUUUGGUACAAUUGUAUAUUUAGAAACUUGUCACAAAGGCUCUUUAGGAAGAACUGCAGUUCAUAACAUGUCCUCUAGAUGGCGCCUUUUAGAAAAAGUGGAACUUAUGUAUUUAGUUGGAUACUGAAAAUUAUUUGUACACAAUUGUAUCUAUAUAAAACAAGACUUCACACCACAUUGCAUUUCCAAAGUAUAGCAAGGUAGAUCCCCAGGACUACUUGAAGCCCCAGAAUAAAAAAAACAAACAUGGAUCUUUCACACCAUACAUUUUGUGUUUGCUAUAGACUUUUGAUUUUGGGAAAAGAUAUGUAGUUUUUCUGGCUUUUUGGUGUGCAAUGACAGGCUUUGUCUUGAAGGAACUUUGUCAUGAACUGUUUUUAUCUGCCAUAACAGCU